Messenger RNA from Pseudogymnoascus verrucosus, 1007 nucleotides. RefSeq names its product Mss4p nuclear export (gene BCP1). Lineage: Eukaryota; Fungi; Ascomycota; Leotiomycetes; Thelebolales; Thelebolaceae. Bases 51 to 923 code for a protein of 290 amino acids. The transcript is spliced from 2 exons. The record is from RefSeq and is a predicted model, not a curated record. Gene Ontology annotation, cellular component: nucleus.
CUUUUGCAACUCCAACCCAGACAAGCACAAGCUCGACAAAAGUGCACAUCAUGGUCAGAAAGCGAGUCAGAGAUGCGGAAGCCGCCCCGGAGGUGUCGAUGACGGGAGUGGACAACGGCGAGGACAGCGGCAGCGAGGAUGAUGUGGAUAUGAUAAAUGUCGAGUUCGAAUGGUUCAACAUGGCGCCUGAGGUUGAUUUCCACGGCCUUAAGAGCCUGACACGCCAAUUAUUGGAUGUUGAUGCGCAGCUCUUCGACCUGUCGGCCCUCGCUGAUUUGAUCCUCUCGCAACCCACAAUCGGAUCGACCGUGAAGGUCGAUGGCAAGGAGACGGAUCCAUACGCCUUCCUUACUAUCCUCAACAUGCACGAACACAGAGAGCACCCAGUGAUUAAGGCUCUCACUGAGUACCUGAUUGAGAAAUCAAAGUCGGGUACUGGCUUAGAAGCUCUGGGCAGUGUUCUGUCCUCCCCUUCAAACCAAGUCGGCUUAAUUCUUACCGAGCGCCUAAUCAACGUCCCUUCGGAAAUCGCACCUCCGAUGUACUCCAUGAUCGUGGACGAGAUUGAGGCAGCUGUCGAGGACAAGGAGCCAUACGAAUUUACGCACUACUUAGUUCUCUCCAAGACAUAUUUAGAGGUCCAGUCCACACUGGAUCAGGAGGAUGCACCUAGACAGAAGAAGAAGAAGCAGGUCGGAAAGGAGACCUUCUACUUCCACCCCGAGGAUGAGGUUCUCCAGCGCCACGCUGCGGCACACGGAGGCUGGGAUUACACGAAGGAUGAGGGCGAUUCUAAAGCAGACAGCAAGAGAGCCUUCCAGGAGCUGGGGAUCAGGCCCCAGGGGCAUGCUAUUCUAAUCGAAGCUGCCAAGUUCGAUGGUGCAGUCAAGGCUGUGGGCGAGUACAUAGGACUGCAGCAAUAAAUCAUGAUCCAUCUCUUCAUUCUAUUUUAAAUCUGCCAUUUAGCUCUCAAUGACAUCCGGGCCCUCUAACCUCUGCAUCAAGUA